Messenger RNA from Perkinsus marinus ATCC 50983, 891 nucleotides. Its product is annotated as Tubulin gamma chain, putative. Gene Ontology annotation, molecular function: structural constituent of cytoskeleton; GTP binding. The record is from RefSeq and is a predicted model, not a curated record. Gene Ontology annotation, biological process: microtubule cytoskeleton organization; mitotic cell cycle. The coding region runs from base 1 to 891 and encodes 296 amino acids. Gene Ontology annotation, cellular component: microtubule; cytoplasm. The transcript has 5 exons. Lineage: Eukaryota; Perkinsozoa; Perkinsida; Perkinsidae.
AUGAGGCUGAUCAUAAAACGCUCUUCAGGAUACGUCGAUAACGACCCGGAGUUCCUGGAGCAGAUUGAGGACACCUUGCGACGCGAGAUCGAGUACAACGAUCGUAGCUUGGAUGUUGUUAUCGUACAUUCGCUAGCAGGAGGAACGGGAGGCGGCCUUGGCAGUAGAGUGAUGGAGAUGGCCCGAGAGCAGCUAGGAAGGCAUGGUUUACUCACUGCCCUCUCUAUCGUAGCUGAUCCCCUUGGAGGGAGUCCAAUGCGGUCCAUCAACGAAGUUCUCGCUUUGCAACGGAUAGAAGAGGUUUGUGACUUCGGAAUCUUCGUGGAGAACAGCAGCUUCAAGGCUUCCUCUGUGAAGGAACUCAAUAGCAGGAUUGCUACGGCGAUCUUGGACACGCUGCAGAGCAGGAGUGGUCUUGGUCUCGACGAUUUCCAAUGCGUCGUUUGCCCAAUGCCAACCCUCAAGUUCGCACAUGUUUACUCUUCGAAGAAUCUAGAGAGCCUGCGCAUGCACCUCCCUGCAGCGCGUCUGCCAAAUUCACUCAUAGCAGCAAGAGCUGUGGUGAGUUCAGCUGCAGAAUCGUCUGUAACUGAGAAGAUCAUUUCAUGCUUGGGAGGAAGGGUGUCUUGGAAUGGGCCCUAUAACGUCGACUUGAGACGGCGUCUCCCCCGCUCAAAGACAGACAAUCACGGGAUAAGUUUGGCUGUGAAUUGGACGUAUACCGCGAGGAUGGUCAACGAGCUCCUAGAAAAUGCUACCGAGAAGGCUCGGCAUGGAGCCUUCAUGCAUCACUUCAAUACGUACGGUAUCGACCAGGACACUAUCUUCGGAGCGAUCCAAGCGGUUGAACAGACAAUUGUGACACCUUAUGAGAUGGCUUCUACGAAUUGA